UUCAAACUUUAUUGAUUCCGGUGUUGCUGUGUUGGCGCUCAGACCCUUCUGAGAAGAGAAACUUUUCACAUAUUUGCUUCUUCCACUGUUCUGUGAAACUGCCCUAGGUUAGCUCAGUGAAGAAUCCAUACAUGGAUCCAGAUUCAGUUAAAUCGACUCUCUCCAAUUUAGCUUUUGGAAAUGUAAUGGCAGCCGCUGCUCGCGAUUAUCAAAAGGAAUUGGUUGCUCAGCAGAAGUCGCAGGCAUCAAGCUCUGUCAGCCAAGAGGUUGAUCUUGAUGAAUUGAUGGAUGAUCCUGAGUUGGAAAAGUUGCAUGCAGAUAGAAUUGCUGCUCUCAAGAAAGAAGCUGAGAAGAGAGAAGCAAUGAAAAAGAAAGGACAUGGGGAAUACAGAGAGAUAACUGAGGGAGAUUUCUUGGGUGAAGUCACUGGGAGUGAGAAAGCCAUUUGCCACUUCUAUCACCACGAAUUUUAUCGCUGCAAGAUAGUGGAUAAGCAUUUGAAGUCCCUUGCUCAGAGGCAUCUUGAUACAAAGUUCAUCAAGUUGGACGCCGAGAAUGCACCAUUCUUCAUCACCAAGCUAGGAAUCAAAACUUUGCCUUGUGUCAUACUCUUCAGAAGAGGGAUCGCAGUAGACAGGCUAAUUGGAUUUCAAGAUCUCGGAGGGAAAGAUGACUUCAGCACAAAGGCGCUUGAGAAUCUGCUUAUCAAGAAGGGUUUUAUUAGCGAGAAGAAACAAGAUGAAGAUGAGGAAGACGAUGGUAAUCAUGAAAAUAGGCGCUGGGCAGUGAGAUCCUCAGUAAAUUCUGAUUCCGAUUCUGAUUGAGAAUGAUACCUUAGUUAAACGCUCAGGAGUUUAAUGAAUGCAUAAUUAUUUUCACUACAUUGUAUUUUUCGUAAACGAAAUUGAGCGCCACAUGUUCAAUCCAUAUUUAUUCAAGAGGUCUCAGAACAAAGUAACUUCUUGAAUUGAGUUGAGUGAAAGUUCUGAUGGCAAAUUCGAGCAAUUUGUUGCAUGGCUUACAGAUGCAGUGGCAAGCUUUAUUACACCCUAUAUAACUAUGUUGUGGCAAGCCGCCUUACAUUUUUUUUCCCCUUUUCCAAAGAGAAUUUGCAUCUCUUUAUUGAUCAAUUUAUUUGUUAUGCACGUCAGCUUUUGAAAGAA
Morus notabilis is the source of this 1163-nucleotide messenger RNA. RefSeq names its product thioredoxin domain-containing protein PLP3B. Bases 132 to 824 code for a protein of 230 amino acids. The record is from RefSeq and is a predicted model, not a curated record. Gene Ontology annotation, cellular component: cytoplasm. The transcript is spliced from 9 exons. Lineage: Eukaryota; Viridiplantae; Streptophyta; Magnoliopsida; Rosales; Moraceae.